Paramecium tetraurelia is the source of this 1175-nucleotide messenger RNA. RefSeq lists its product as uncharacterized. The record is from RefSeq and is a predicted model, not a curated record. Lineage: Eukaryota; Ciliophora; Oligohymenophorea; Peniculida; Parameciidae. Gene Ontology annotation, biological process: regulation of DNA-templated transcription. Gene Ontology annotation, molecular function: double-stranded DNA binding. The transcript is spliced from 5 exons.
AUGAGGGCCAUCUUGUUCAGAUUCAGUACCUAUUCAAAAUUUGCAGAGAAACUGUAAAAUACCAAAUUUGCUACCAUUUACAAUUAUGAAACUCAAGUUAAGCCUGCCCUAAGUAUCUAUGAAUCCAUGGGAUUUAAUGAAUAAAUGAUCUUCAGAAUUUUCAAGAACAGAGGUCUUUCUCUUGUCAAGGGCAAUACUGCUAAUGACAUUGAAUAAUUGAGCGAACUAUUCAAAUCUAGAUUGAAUGCAGAAGCGAAAUAAAUGCGAACCAUCCUCUUUAAAGAUCCAUAAAUAUUGAGUCAUCCUAUUGAUAAAAUGAAUAAUUACUUAGACCUUUUUGAAAAGCAACUACAAAUGAGCAAAGAAGACAUUUUAUCCAUGUUGACAGCAUACCCUCUAUUAAUGAGAAACUUUGAAGUUAAUUAUGAAAAUUUCAGGAAUGUCUUCAAUACCUAUGCUCAUGUGAGUGACAAACAAUUUGGAUAAGUAUUGGUCAACACUCCAUUCCUAUUUUCAUUCAAUCUUGAAAGAAUACCACCUAAUUUUAGAGUUAUGUAUAACAGGGAAUAUAAAACUAAGGAAAUCUAGGAAUUGAUUCAAAAAACUUCAGAGUUUCUAGCCCUUAAAAAUCAUGAUCUAGAUAGAUUAUUAAAUCAUUAUGAUGUUCUAAUUCCAAAUAAAGAAGUCUAACAUCAAUUGCUAAUUAAUAAUCAUAAAUUAUUACUCUUAACACCAGCUUAUAUGUUGAGUCCGAAGAUCAAUUUAUUCAAAGAAAUUGGGUUAUCAAUUAACUAGGUAGGACAGCUCUUGUAGAUGUGUCCAAAUUUAUUCUUAAAGAGUGUUUAAACAUUGAAAUUGAAAUUGAAGUUUUUUGAAAAGCAUAUGAAUGUUAAAAUCAAGGAUGCUCCAUAUUUUCCUCACAUUUUAGAGUUUGAUUAUUGGACAGUGUUACGUCCCAGGAUUGGUGAUUUUGAAUAAUCUAGAGAAUGUAAUGGAUAAUCUAAAAAUGAGUCAAGAAGAUUUCAUUAAGAAAAAUACCAAGAAUUAUUGAAUGAAGCACCAACUAAAAAGAAAGUUGAUGCAGACUUCAUGAUAAGAAAAUACCAUAGAUAUUGUCAUGACAGAAUAUAAUUAUUACAUUGAGGUAUCAUAUCUAAUUGUUAUUUAUUUGACAA